Molecule: messenger RNA, 3641 nt
Organism: Acyrthosiphon pisum (pea aphid)
Lineage: Eukaryota; Metazoa; Arthropoda; Insecta; Hemiptera; Aphididae
Exons: 9
Coding region: 790-2595 (601 amino acids)
Biological process (GO): proteolysis
Molecular function (GO): serine-type endopeptidase activity
Source: RefSeq, a predicted model, not a curated record
CUUUGAAUAAAUAAAUAAUAAUAAAAUGCUCAUCGUCUGGCAUAAAAUACACGAAGAAAAGAAAAUAUCGAUUAUCAAAUGCUUACUGGUAUAUUUUAGAGAUAUCCAGACUGAUUUGUUCGUCAAAAGUUUAUAUAGGUACAUGAAUUAUCAUAUAGUAAUGAGUACAAACACACGACGAGACGUAUAAUUAGAUAUAAUAAUUUAACGAAAAAAAUAACAUACAUCAUAUUAUACAUAUAUACACGUUAACGAGUGUCCAUAACAAUAAUUAUUAUGUUGUGAAAAAAAAAAUAAGCCAAAAAACUGUUGAGUAUCAAAUUGGACGUCUGCAGACGACCGUAAAAUCAUAACAACAUAAUGAACCUAUAGGUACCUGCAGUAAAAAGUCACCCACACGAUGAUAAAAAAAACAACAGCAGCAGCGUCAGCUUAAAUCUUCGACGGGUAGGGCAUGGUGGCGCGAGUGUGCGUGCUCUAUCCAGACGAAUGGGAGCGUGACGGCACGCGGUGUACCUACCUACCUAUACUGAUGCAGUGGGCAUCGGAGUAAUUACGACGAAUAAAUAUCGUACACUCUUUUUAUAUUUUCUUUGCGUUCAUAUCGAACCCGGCAGAGGCUGACAGAUGUACUGUCUUCAAUAACAUUACAGAUCGUGUAAUCCGUAUAACACGCCAAUUGUGUAGUAUUUUAUUAAGAUCCACGUAUCGUACAGAUAAGCCACUAUACAUAAAGCUUUGGACGGGUCGGACGAUAGUGCGCGCUCGAUUUUCGUCGCUGUCCGGGCCAUGGAAGUACGCGUAUCAUACGCCGCCGUGGUGUUCACCUGUUGUUGUUGCAGCUGGCUGUCCAGCGUACGAGGCCACGCGAUCGACUUUAAAGUCAUGCCCAUGACCCUGCUGAACGCCACCAAUUUCAUUAUGCGGCACCAGAGGUAUUUGCUGCAAGACGACGAACGCGCGACUGACGCCACCACACGGGCAUCCGGUAACGAAGUGAACAUGAAUAUUGAUGAGAACGUAGACGGCAUUGUUAAUAGCCCUUUGGUUUUAACUACUGAAGUGUGCAACCCGAGAAAAUGUCAAGCCGGUAAAAUGGAAGGAGUGUGUAUUAGCGACGAAUCGUGUUUCAAACACGGUGGUCAGACCGGAAACCUUUGCAACGGAUCGAGUAAUCUGAUUUGUUGCACAUGUCAGUACCCGAACAUAGUAGCAGUAUACCAACGCACGAAGAUCGUUUCCACAUUAUUAAUUAAGUUUUAUAAAAUAUUUUUCUCGUUCUUUCGAAGUGUGGAUUAUGAAAAAGUGAAUCUUGCCAGCAAGAUAGGAGGAGUAUGUGACAUCGAUCAAGUUUACAUUUUGAAUUCCAACGACGGACCAACAACGGGUCAGUGUGGAGCAUUGACUGGUUACAGCACCGUCGUCGCUGUGAAACCGAACCAAGAAAAACCUUUGAAAAUAGCAAUGGUUGUGCAAAGUGAACCGACCGAAUAUUGGCUAAUCAAAGUCUCACAAAUAGGUUGCGCAGAAAUAAAACCGCUCAAAGAAUCACCGGAUUGUGGUCUAACGUCCGCCCGUCAAAUGAAUGACGACAACUUCAAUGAUCAGUCACGGCACCUGACGCCGUCGUUAGAAUCCGGACGUUGCGGUGGAAGUGGUGGCAGUGGUGACAGUGGUGGCAGGAGCAACAGUGGCGGGGACGAUGACGGCAACACUAUGAUUCAACGGCAGCGGCUCAUACGUCGCUCUGCGGCCCACGGCGGCGAGCACGACGUCUUGCAACCGUGGCGGAUGAGGCGGUCUGGAAGUCACUUAGGGUCAGCUAGAGAUCGACUGCACACCGUAAGGCGCGAAGAGUUCAGGGACGGCGAUAAUCGCAGGAUCAUCGGUAGCGACGAAGCGUACAUAGGCGAGCACACCUGGCAAGUGGCCAUCGCCCUGGAUGGGGUGUUCUUCUGUGGCGGAGCACUGAUCGCUGAUCGAUUCGUCAUCACCGCCGCCCACUGUGUCAUGACGCGCGACACGCCGAUGGACGACUUAAUGGUACACUUGGGUGACUACGACCUGACCUCGGACAACGAAACGGAACACCAGGCCCGGAAAGUGUCUCGCGUGCUGUUCCACUCUCAUUUCCAUCCGUUCCUGUUGGCUAACGAUAUAGCGCUGCUACAACUCGACCGGCCGGUCGCCGCGAGCGACACCGUCAGGCCCGUGUGCAUGCCGUCCGCCGACGGCGACUCGUAUGUGGGCCAAAAAGGCACGGUCUUGGGAUGGGGGAUCACUGCAUUCCCGACGGGCGACCCAAGUCCCACGCUGAAGAAACUCUCCGUGGAAGUCCUGUCAAACUUCCAGUGUUCCCGCGUCAUCGACGAUCACGUAGGUCUGGGCAUGCUGUGCGCCGCCGCGCCGUCGUUGCAAGGGACGUGCUUCGGCGACAGCGGAGGUCCCCUGACCGUGGAACGAGACUCGGGAAGAAACGUUUUGAUCGGCCUGGUGAGUUACGGAGUGACGGGCUGCGCGGUCAAACCGGCUUUCCCCGACCUGUACACCAGAAUAUCGGAAUACACCAAAUGGAUCGACGUCACCACCUCAUAGUAGUAACAAUAAUAAUAAUAAUAAUAAUAAUAAUAAUAAUAAUAAUAAUAGCAAUGACGAUAGUAAUAUUAAUGAUGAUAAUAAAUAUAAUAGCAAUAAUACGGUUGUCCAGCACACAAAUGUCACAAAUUUAUACAAAUUAUAUUAUACAUAACGAUAAAACGAUGGACGACGUCAUAAUAACAAUAUUAUUUCGGCGGACUUCGUCACAGUCCAAGAACACACUAUUUCACUAGUAAGUGUAGUAAGGUCUCUUACCUAUAAGUUUAUUAUUUUAUUUAUAAUAUCAUUGUUGUGACUUAUGAACUAUCUAUCAUAAGUAGGUUAGUGGACUAUAAUAAUAUUAUAUUAUAUUACCAGUCAUCGAGUCCGCCAUUUGCCCUAUAAUAAUUUGACGUAUUGUAUGAUUUAUUAUUUUUAUCCAGACGUGCACAUGUGCCGCCACGAUCUCGACGGCAUAAAAUAUAGGCAUACUAAAUGUUUAUUAACAUAUUAAUUAUUUCUGCAAAUUUACGAUUUCAAAAACAGACGUCGUUCGUUUAAAAACGCUUCGUAUCAAAUAUUAUCGUAUUAUGCUUACGUUUAAAUUAAAAUAUCGUAUAUUAUGUGCACGCCAACGUAUAACUGUGUAUCGAUCAUUUAUUUUCAAGUUUGUGUUAUAACAAUGUCUCACGGCCUCACGCAUUCGAAAACUGAUGAAAUUACAUUGUACACGUCCAAUGAGUGAACAUAAUAUUAACUGUAAAGUUUGACAGCUUGCAAUAUUUUUCGUAACCGUAAGUCUGUAAACAUUAUUAUUUUGGAGCUUUAACAAAACAACGUAUCGAACAUUCCAACAUAUAUUGCUACCUGCGCAUUAUUGUAUGUGUGUUGUAAAUGUUAUGAGUAAAAUCAAUACAUUUCCGUGUUCAUCUUUAUUUAUUGUUCAAUUAAUUAUCGAGUAGGUACCAGCUGGUACACCUACCUAUUUCAUUAAUUUACCUAAGAAUUGUAGACUUGAAUAUUUUAAAUGUUUGAAUAACCGCUUAAUUUGUUUAUUAUUUGUA